AUGACUGUCAAUGGAGAGACGGAGUACCCGCCGCAGGCGGACCUUCGGACGAUGAUGAAUGAACAACCAGUCCCCUUACUUGCUCCGGGGCUGGUAGACCCGGCUUCCAUGGCUGGAAAACAAGCAACUAUUAAGGCGAAUGCCUUAUUGGAUCGCUUCAAUGUUGCUCUGGCGAAUCGCGAUGCAGAUAAGCUGGCUGGUUGCUUCUACACGAGCCAGGCGUAUUGGAAAGACAUCUUGGCUUUGACAUAUCACUUGCGUACUUUCAGCACCCCGGGGGUCAUAGCCGCGGCGCUACUCAAGACCAAUAAAUUACGACAGAUCGAGAAUGGCAUUUCGAUCGACGGUGCGGCGAUUUUCCUUCCCGCUACACCAGUCCUUGUAAGUGCAAUGGCACACGCGUAUAGGGAUUCAAGAAUGAUAGGUCUGAUCUAG
Messenger RNA from Penicillium cosmopolitanum, 435 nucleotides. RefSeq lists its product as uncharacterized. The record is from RefSeq and is a predicted model, not a curated record. NCBI's taxonomy places the organism in Eukaryota, Fungi, Ascomycota, Eurotiomycetes, Eurotiales, Aspergillaceae. The transcript is spliced from 2 exons. Bases 1 to 435 code for a protein of 144 amino acids.